Molecule: messenger RNA, 741 nt
Organism: Saprolegnia parasitica CBS 223.65
Lineage: Eukaryota; Oomycota; Saprolegniomycetes; Saprolegniales; Saprolegniaceae
Exons: 1
Coding region: 1-741 (246 amino acids)
Source: RefSeq, a predicted model, not a curated record
AUGGUUCCCUCGCCCAGGAUCAAGCUCGAGCGUGGCCUCGACGAGCGCUUCGCCUACGAUGACAAUGAGAACAGCAACAUGGAGACGCUCCUCGCUGCGCCGGUCUUGGCCGACACGACGCUCGCCGGCUUGGCGGCCUUCGGCGACGCUCGCGCGCGCUACGAGGUCGCGUGCGAAGCCAAGGCAUGUGUGCAGACGCGGCAGUCGAUCCUAGCGACGAUCGCGCCGCCGACAUUGCGGUUCCUCGCGCAAUACAAGAUGUGCAUGGCCGAGGCAGCGAUCACCGACGCCGACAUCCUCGCCUGGAUCGAGCGCGAGCUGGCAGAGACGACGCCAUCGUCGAUCGAGGCCGUCGUGCAGCACUGCCGCGUGCACCUCGUCAUGGACAUGCGCAUUCCCGACGCCCGCGCGCGCGUCGCAAGGUACUUUAUGCGCGCCAACGAGAUGGCCACCAACUUUCACUUCGCCGGUGUCAACCUCUUUUGCGCCAUGCUGGUCGAAGGCGUGCGACCACGCGCGCUGCGCCGCGACGUCGAGCUCCUUCUGCACGUCCCAUCGAACGCUCACGCCAAGUGCGACGACCGGCGUCUCUUUGACCUCGUGGAAUCCUGCGCUAUCGCGCACGAAGCACGUUUUCCAUGGCGCCGCCGCCGCCGCCGCAACGUGCCAGGACGCAGCGUCCAGCUGUUGCGCACCGCCGACGACGCAGCGUGGCGGUCACCCGACGUGCGUUUUCUGUAG